CCGCGUCCCGAUUGGACCGUACAGUGUGAUUCUAGCGUCUACCUUGAAACUAUUGAUGCGAAAUCCAUCACAACUAUCGUCUGUUAACCACAGCACUCAGACUCCGUGAUGCCAAGGCCCACCACCGGCGGGCGGUACCUCUUCCUCCGAAGCUUCAGCUCCAGCAUUCAUCCCCAACUCCCCAACUCAACCCCGGAAGCCACCGAUCUUUUCAACAAGGUGCGGGUGCUCUCCACCCGCGGCAACAUCAAAGAAGCACUCUCCUUCUUCUACAGCACACCACAGCUAAACCAGUCUCAACAAACCUAUGCCACACUCUUCCAUGCCUGUGCACGCCAUGGGAACCUUAAACAAGGCCAAUAUUUACACCAACAUAUGAUUUCCGAAAACCACAAAAACCCACAAGACCUCUUUGUAACUAACCAUCUUAUUAAUAUGUAUGCAAAAUGUGGUGACCUGGACCGUGCACGCCAAGUGUUCGAUGAAAUGGGUCGCAGAAAUGUGGUGUCUUGGACCGCGCUCAUUUCUGGGUAUGCCCAACAUGGGCGAAGUUAUGAGUGCUUUUCCUUGUUUUCUGAUAUGUUGGUGGAUUGUUAUCCGAAUGAGUUUGCUUUUGCGAGUGUGAUUAUUUCUUGUGAUUACGUUUGUGGCAAGCAAGUGCACGCCCUCGCGUUGAAAAUGGGGUUGAUCGCUAGUGUUUAUGUGGGGAAUGCUCUUAUUACAAGAUAUAGCAAAAGUUGUGAGGAUAAUUUUGUCGGUUAUGGUAGCGAGGCCUGCCGCGUUUUUGAGUCAAUGGAGUUUCGUAAUCUUGUUUCUUGGAAUUCAAUGAUUGCCGCGUUUCAACAUUGGAAACUUGGGGAUCUAGCUAUUGGAAUUUUUUGCCAAAUGCAUAGUGGUGGAGUGGAGUUUGAUGGUGCUACUUUGGUCAGUGUGCUUUCUUCCUUGAGUGAGAGUUAUGAUGGCGAUAAUGCUGACGUGGGUCUGAAGGGUUGUUUUCAAUUGCACUGUGUUAGUAUCAAACGUGGGUUUAUGUUGAAAAUUGAAUUGGCAACUGCAUUGGUGAAAGCUUAUUCGGAUCUUGGAGGGAAGGUUUCUGAUUGUUACAGGCUCUUCAUGGAGACAAGUAGUCGGGAUCUUUUUUUGUGGACUGGCAUUAUAACAGCAUUUGCUGACCGUGAACCAGAAGAAGCACUUCUCCUCUUUCGUCAGUUGUACAGGGAGGGCUUAGCACCCGAUUGGUGUACAUUUUCAAUUGUGUUAAAAGCUUGUGCUGGUUUUGUGACUGAAAGGCAUGCUUUGGCAGUUUAUUCUCAAGUAGUUAAAGCUGGGUUUGAGGAUGACAGAGUGCUUGCAAAUACCUUGAUCCAUGCCUAUGCUAGGUGUGGCUCCAUUUCUUUUUCGAAGCAAGUUUUCGAUAAAAUGAGAUCUCGUGAUGUUGUUUCCUGGAACUCGAUGAUCAAGGCUUAUGCUUUACAUGGACAAGCUAAGGAGGCAUUGCAUCUCUUCUCAGAGAUGAAUGUCAGACCUGACUCUGCAACGAUGGUUGCUCUCCUCUCAGCAUGCAGCCAUGCAGGAUUAGUGGAAGAAGGAAUUAACAUCUUUGACUCAAUGUCCAUGAAUCAUGGUGUUUCUCCACAACUUGAUCACUAUGCCUGCAUGGUGGAUAUUCUAGGUCGAGCUGGGCUUCUUUUGGAGGCAGGGGAGCUUAUAAGUAGAAUGCCAAUGAAGCCUGAUUCAGUGGUUUGGAGUGCACUGCUUAGCUCAUGUAGGAAAUAUGGCGAGACUCAGUUGGCAAAAUUAGCAGCAGAUAAACUGAAAGAGUUGGAACCUGGAAAUUCAUUAGGCUAUGUACAGAUUUCAAACAUUUACUGCUCUGGAGGUAGUUAUAAUGAAGCAGGGUUGAUUAGGGAUGAAAUGAAUGGCUCUAGAGUAAGAAAAGAACCUGGUUUAAGCUGGAUAGAGAUUGAGAAUCGAGUACAUGAGUUUGCCUCUGGAGGCAGGCGUCAUCCUCAAAGAGAGGCCAUAUAUGCUAAACUUUAUUCACUGAUUGGGCAGUUAAAGGGGGUAGGCUAUGUGCCGGAGACAAGCUUGGCUUUGCAAGACAUAGAGGAGGAGCAUAAACAAGAGCAGUUGUACCACCAUAGUGAGAAGCUGGCCCUGGUGUUUGCUCUGAUGAGUGAAGGUAGUUUGUGUUGUGGUGGAGGUGUAAUAAGAAUCGUGAAGAACAUCCGAAUUUGUGUGGACUGUCACAACUUCAUGAAGUUAGCAUCAGAUCUUCUCCAAAAGGAGAUUGUGGUGAGAGACUCAAAUCGUUUCCACCAUUUCAAAAAUAGGAUGUGCUCUUGCAAUGACUAUUGGUAACAAAAGAGCACCAUCGACCAAAAUCACCCGGUUUCCACGUGCUUCCUUCAUUGUUCGUCGAGCACCUCCUGAAUGAAUGCGAGUUAUUCUCCAAAUUCCCUCAUCAACUUCUGUCGGCCUGUGAUAUCUUACAAUGGGAAAUAUUGGAUAUCAUAGUGCUGAAUUUUGCAUGAAUUGGGUGGAAUGAUAAACAAUGCUAUUACUCUGAAAAGCAAUUCAGAUUCUUCUGAAGCCAACACAGUUUGAUUAUGAAAUGCAUUGUUUGUCAUGGAAAUAUUUUAUGGCAGUGACUACAAUUGAUCCAAGUGAUUGGAGCAAUCCCCAAUGUUCUUGGCCAUGUAUCUGCGCUGAGAAUACAAUCAUCUCAACAGAAACAAUUUUGUUAGCUCGUCUGCUAGUUUUAACCAACGUCUUGUAGCUGUGAAUAGUUGGACCGGAGUAUGGACAGAGGUUCCAAGAAUUGCGUGAGGUGCUAUGAAGUGUAAAGAUAGAGCUUCUAUGAAGAUUUAUCUAACUGUUCAUGAUUGGCAACAUGGCAUUCCUAUUAAUUAAAAUAAAACACAGUCUUGAGAUUUAUCUA
This is a messenger RNA of Populus trichocarpa (black cottonwood), 2941 nucleotides long. RefSeq names its product pentatricopeptide repeat-containing protein At1g71420. The transcript has a single exon. NCBI's taxonomy places the organism in Eukaryota, Viridiplantae, Streptophyta, Magnoliopsida, Malpighiales, Salicaceae. Bases 109 to 2361 code for a protein of 750 amino acids. The record is from RefSeq and is a predicted model, not a curated record. Gene Ontology annotation, molecular function: protein binding; zinc ion binding; RNA binding. Gene Ontology annotation, biological process: RNA modification.